Messenger RNA from Orcinus orca (killer whale), 2667 nucleotides. It is a transcript of the gene ANGPTL7, whose product is annotated as angiopoietin like 7. The coding region runs from base 654 to 1688 and encodes 344 amino acids. The transcript has 5 exons. Lineage: Eukaryota; Metazoa; Chordata; Mammalia; Artiodactyla; Delphinidae. The record is from RefSeq and is a predicted model, not a curated record.
UAAACAGCGUGGAUUGCAGUAACAGGCCUCCCUGUGAGUGGAGAGUCUUAUUCCCAACUCUCUUUGCCUACCUUAUGCUCACCCCACGGUUAUAUAACCUUUAGAAUGGAAUCUGGAAAUUCUUCUGACCCUGCCCUGCUUGCUUAUAGAGCAGAGCCAGUGGCUGGCAGGGGUACAAUCUAAUAGGCAAAACUGGAAACACACAAAUUCAGUCCUCUUGUCUUAGCCCAGAGACUGUGCAGGCAAGGAAAGAAAGACUGCCCCUGUCUCUCUCCUCCCCUCCUCUGGCCUAAGUUUACGCUGACUUCACCCAACAGGCACCUGACCCUCCCAGAUGAGCUGGGAGGGGCUAAAGCGCUAUGCACGGCCAUGGUAGGGGUGGAGGUGCAGGCAGAAAACAAUAUUUAAGAUGCUGAGUUUGUCGAGCAUUCAGUCUUGGGAAGGAAGGCUAUAGGAUACCCAAUUAAGCUGCGCGUUCAGAAACUCAAGUUUUGAGAAAGGCUAAGAAAGAGCAAGGGGAGAGGAACAACAAAGUGCUAAGUCCACCAAGAGCGAAAGGGCUAGGUUCUAAUUUGCCGCAGCUCUGCACGCCUCAGCUGGACACAGCCAGAUUCCCCCAGAGGAAGAGCCUUCCUCAACCAGGCCCACGAAAGAUGCUGAAAGAGACUCUCUCGGCCGUGGCCUGGCUCUGCAUUUUCACUGUGGCCUUUGUCAGCCACCCAGUGUGGCCACAGAAGCCCCCUAAGCGCAAGACACCUGCAGAGCUCACCGUGGCCGACUGCUGUGAGGAGGCGAAGGAGCUCAGGGCCCAAAUUGCCAACCUAAGCAGCCUGCUGAGCGACCUGAGCAGGAAGCAGGAAAGGGACUGGGUCAGCGUGGUCAUGCAGGUGAUGGAGCUGGAGAGCAAUUCCAAGCGCAUGGAGUCGCGGCUCACAGAGGCCGAGAGGAAGUACUCCGAGAUGAACAAUCAGAUGGGCAUCAUGCAGCUGCAGGCAGCGCAGACUGUCACCCAGACUUUGGCAGAUGCCAUCUACGACUGCUCGUCUCUCUACCAGAAGAACUACCGCAUCUCUGGAGUGUAUAAGCUUCCUCCCGAUGACUUCCUGGGCAGCCCUGAGCUGGAGGUGUUCUGUGACAUGGAGACUUCAGGUGGUGGCUGGACCACCAUUCAGAGAAGAAAGAGUGGCCUUGUCUCCUUCUAUCGGGACUGGAAGCAGUACAAGCAGGGCUUUGGCAGCAUCAGUGGGGACUUCUGGCUGGGGAACGACCACAUCCACCGGCUCUCCAGGCGGCCAACCCGGCUACGCGUGGAGAUGGAGGACUGGGAGGGCAACAUGCGCUACGCUGAGUACAGCCACUUUGUUUUGGGCAAUGAACGGAACAGCUACCGCCUCUUCCUGGGGAACUACAGCGGCAACGUGGGGAACGAUGCCCUUGUCUAUCACAACAACACAGCCUUCAGCACCAACGACAAGGACAAUGACAACUGCUUAGACAAGUGUGCCCAGCUCCGGAAAGGUGGAUACUGGUACAACUGCUGCACAGACUCCAACCUCAAUGGUGUUUACUACCGCCUUGGGGAGCACAGCAAGCACCUGGACGGCAUCACCUGGUACGGCUGGCAUGGGUCUAGCUACUCCCUCAAACGAGUGGAGAUGAAAAUCCGCCCAGAAGACUUCCAGCCGUAAAAAGAAGCCUGCUCUGGAGCAGGGCUGGAGAAGUGGAGACAAACGGAGGCUGGGAAAAGGCAGAGGAGGAGAGGAAGGGAGUAUAAAAAGGGCAGGGACAGAAAAUGGCCUAUCAUCUUCAGUGAGAGAGUAAGUCUCUUAGGAGAACCAAAAAAUCUAUGUACUGAGGAUGUUACAGUAAAUGGGAGGAAAUAUUUAAUUAAACACAGUGGGUCCAGACACAGACUGCUCAGGGGGCUGGCCUGAGUGGGCUGUCUGCCUGUGAUCCCUGACAUAGCAGCAGCUUCUUUUCCACAUGAUUUUUCUGUGAAAGAAAAAUAAUUGUGAGUUCACUUUAAGCAUUUUCCUUAAGGCCUAGGUUACGUGAGGGCAGAAAAUAAAUGCCUUUGCUGAAAAGGACCAGAUUAUUUUGAUUCUCUUGGGUGUUAGAGAAAGGAGUGAAGAGGGUGGUGGAGGAGAGGAGUUUCUGCUUUUAAAUCCAAUGAAAUUAUCUUCAGUCUACACAAUUUUUUUUUUAAAGACAAAAAUUUUUCUGCUGGAGGUGAACGGACCCAGGCUGGAAUUGACUGGAGGAAACUCCACGGCUCUGGGCCUUGCAAUUGGCCUCUGAGCACCUCCCCUGCUCGGCCUCGGUCAGGGCCCAGCACUGAGAGGCAGGAAGUGGGUCCAGUGGUGGCAGGAGCUCCAGUGGGAGGGGAAGAUAAGUCCCUGUGGACGCUUGCAAAAAACUGCCUUAAAAUCUUCACAGUCAAUACAGAUUUGUCUAUUUUUAUUUACUUUGUAAGAAAAGGGCUCAAAGAGCUUCCUCUUUUAUCUCAUCUAUAAAAAAAUGGCUGAAACAGGAAGUUAAAUGGCACUAUGGUUAAGAAAUAAUUCACGCUGUAUAUAAGCAUUUUGCUUUGUAGAAAUACAACAUUGUAGUUCGUUUUAAACAUUGAAAGUUUUUUCUUCCUUCUACAAUAAACUCUUUUAAACCUCG